Messenger RNA from Panicum hallii, 1072 nucleotides. Its product is annotated as gamma carbonic anhydrase-like 2, mitochondrial. The transcript is spliced from 2 exons. The coding region runs from base 67 to 855 and encodes 262 amino acids. NCBI's taxonomy places the organism in Eukaryota, Viridiplantae, Streptophyta, Magnoliopsida, Poales, Poaceae. The record is from RefSeq and is a predicted model, not a curated record.
CCCUCCGCCCACUCCCCCCACCCGCACGGCCACACCUCUCCACCUCCGACGACCACCACCACCACCAUGGCGGCCGCCUCCCUCUCCCGCCUCUCCCGCCGCGCCACCUCCUCCGCCGUCGCUGCGGCGCCCUCCCUCCGUCGCCUCCUCUCGGCAACCUCCACCGCCCCCGCCGCGCAGUCCGCCCCGCCGCCGCCGCCGAGCGCGGCCUCGGCAGCUGCGGCGGGCGCGGAUCGAGUGCGGUGGGACUACCGCGGGCAGAGGCAGCUGGUGCCGCUGGGCCAGUGGAUGCCCAAGGUGGCCGUGGACGCCUACGUCGCCCCCGAGGCCGUGCUCGCCGGCCAGGUCACCGUCCACGACGGCGCCUCCGUCUGGAGCGGCUCGGUGCUGCGGGGGGACCUCAACAAGAUCACGCUCGGUUUCUGCGCCAACGUCCAGGAGCGAUGCGUCCUCCACGCCGCAUGGGCGGCACCUACAGGACUUCCAGCUGAGACUCUUGUCGAUCGGUAUGUGACAGUGGGUGCCUACUCUCUGCUGCGCUCUUGCACCAUCGAACCUGAGUGCAUCAUUGGUCAGCACUCCAUCCUUAUGGAAGGUUCACUGGUUGAAACCAACUCGAUCCUUGAGGCUGGCUCUGUCCUGCCCCCUGGAAGGCGGAUUCCAACUGGUGAACUCUGGGCUGGAAGCCCGGCCAGGUUUGUCCGGAAGCUAACCAAUGAGGAGAUCAUGGAGAUCCCAAAGCUCGCGACGGCAAUCAACGAUCUGAUGCAAAGCCAUUUCUCAGAGUUCCUCCCUUACUCUACCGCUUAUUUGGAGGUAGAGAAGUUGAAGAAGUCGUUCUCGAUUCCCCUGUAAGAGCUUGUUUACCCCACAUCCAGCUGAAUUGAAUGAGGAAAUAAAGGUGCCCAAAUACUAGAUGUUUCGUAUCGAGUCUAACUUGUACUCUGGGUUGAUCUGUUGCAUCGCAAAUUUUUUUGUCUAUUGUUGUGAGCCUGGGGCCACGCUUUGCAGGAACCAUGUCGUUGUAUCUGUUUACCUAAUGAAAUGCACUGUUCUCGAUAGUGUUCUUCCA